GGUUUUACCAGAGACAUCAUUUCAAACAUGUCCAACAUUCCAACACCCGAAGACUUCUUCAACUUGCAUCAGCAAGUCAGUGGCCUCAUCACCGAGAUGCAGCGCCUUGGAGAAGCCAAUGCUCAGCUUCGAGCAACGGUCGAGUCUCAGGCCGCUAGCCUGGAGUUUCAGCGCCAGGCCGCGGCCGAAGCACCCUCAGCCCACGUCAAUCGACACCUUGGUAAGGUUCACCCAGACCCAAAGUCAUUCGAUGGGUCUAGUGACGUGUGACGCUCACGACCUGGCGAGACAGGACGUACCGACGGAGACAGGAAGCUUAGGCGUGGAAGUGGGUUUGGCGGCAGAGACUGAGAACAAUGGAUAGUAAUGAGUAUAAACUGAUGUUGCUGACAAUGCUACAAAGGUGCGAGAAGCGCUCCUUUUAUACACUGUCAGCCUAAAGCAACUGAACAGACGAGAUAGAAGUGGGCGAUGGCAAAGACCCUGAAAAGAACACUGGCAGUUGCCGAUGAAGGUCUUGGCGAAGACCGAGUGAUGCUAGCGAGCGAAACGUGUCUGAGCACGAACCCUGCGACAGAGAAGCCAUGCGGCAUGGAGAACCAAUAGGAAGGGGUACGUCGGAACGUGAGGUAGCGCUGAGAGCUUGCAGGUGCCAGCGUGAUGGCGGAAGGGUAGGAGCGCUGGGAGCUCGAGAUAGACAGACGCGGCUGAGAAGACGGAAAGGGAUGAGCACUGGGAGCUCGGGGUGCACGGACGCGGCUGGGACGACGGAAAGGUAGGAGCACUGGGAGCUCGGAGGUCAAGCCGUGAC
Protomyces lactucae-debilis is the source of this 811-nucleotide messenger RNA. RefSeq lists its product as uncharacterized. NCBI's taxonomy places the organism in Eukaryota, Fungi, Ascomycota, Taphrinomycetes, Taphrinales, Protomycetaceae. The record is from RefSeq and is a predicted model, not a curated record. The transcript has a single exon. The coding region runs from base 119 to 364 and encodes 81 amino acids.